Sinocyclocheilus grahami is the source of this 1116-nucleotide messenger RNA. RefSeq names its product calcium-activated potassium channel subunit beta-2-like. Gene Ontology annotation, biological process: detection of calcium ion; potassium ion transport. Lineage: Eukaryota; Metazoa; Chordata; Actinopteri; Cypriniformes; Cyprinidae. Gene Ontology annotation, molecular function: potassium channel regulator activity; calcium-activated potassium channel activity. The annotation marks the transcript as partial. Gene Ontology annotation, cellular component: membrane; voltage-gated potassium channel complex. The transcript is spliced from 3 exons. The record is from RefSeq and is a predicted model, not a curated record.
AUUCUCUGCCCAUUGUUUCCUCUCAGCGUUUGGACAGAGGAGUCAAACUGCACAGUGCUGAACUCCAGUAUAGUUGCUGAGAUUAACUGUAGCUACAGUUGCGGCUCAGAGUGCAGGAAGAGCUCCAGGUUUCCCUGCCUUCAGGUAUAUGUCAGUCUGAAUUUCACUGGCAAAGUUCUGCGGCUGUCAUACAACGAGGAGGCCCAUGAGGCCCACACUGAGUGUUUUUACAUCCCAAAGUGCCGUAAGGAUCACACACUGAUGCAGAGCAUUGUGAUGAACAUCUCAGAGCGACUGAAGACGCACCAACAGGUUUUGUGUUACUAUGACCCCUCAGCGCAGCAGGACAGCGUCCUCCUGACACGUCUCUAUGGCCGCGGGGCCAUCAUUAGCUCUCUUCUCUGGCCCACAUGCACGCUGGUGGGGGGCACGCUCAUCAUCGCAAUGGUGAAGCUCACUCAGUACCUGUCCUUCCUGUGCGAGCAGAUCAGCCGCAUUAAAAGGAUAGGGCUCUAUCCCCUAACGCGAGCUUCUCACACCAGGGUCUGCACUCGGAGGUUUAAUGGCGGCAUCCAGGAUGGGGUUUGAAUGGAGGUGGCCACGUGUAAAUUUGUCAACGAACCUGUUUUCUACCCCUACGUAUAUAGCGAAGUGUUUCCGCUCUCAUGUGGUCUUCCUUUGACGCUCCAUCAACCUUGUUAAUCUGCCGAGUUGUAUUAACAAGGCCGAAGCAAUGUUGUGAUCGAAAACUUCCUGUACCAUUGAGAUCAGGCUCAAUAGAGCUUCUAGUGGUCGCAGUUGGAACUUUUUACAAUAAGACUGGGUCAAGUCCAAUCCUGAAACUCGAGGGUCAAAAUAUGUGGUCAUGUUGUGGGGUGUUGAUUACACUUUCUGACCAACAGAUCAAAGACUCCAUUCCAAGAAGACGUCACUGUGUAGCGAUAUGUCUUGACCAGCUGACGCUUAUGUAAUCGCAGAAAUUAAAAGUAUGAAUAUGCUACUUCCAUCAGCGGUGACUGCUGUCAUUCAUGGCUCUUUGACAAACACCUGUGGAUCUCUUCAAAACCAAAGGUCAUAUGUUGAAUGUGAAUAUACUGUAUCUCCUAAAGGGAUAGU